Messenger RNA from Abrus precatorius (Indian licorice), 3306 nucleotides. Its product is annotated as disease resistance protein RML1A-like. Bases 1 to 3306 code for a protein of 1101 amino acids. The record is from RefSeq and is a predicted model, not a curated record. Gene Ontology annotation, molecular function: ADP binding. Gene Ontology annotation, biological process: defense response; signal transduction. Lineage: Eukaryota; Viridiplantae; Streptophyta; Magnoliopsida; Fabales; Fabaceae. The transcript is spliced from 8 exons.
AUGGUCGUGAUCAUGAUAAGUGAAAAGAGACGAUGUUGGCCUUCUGGAGAUGUGGCGCGUAAAGGAAUUGUUACAACAUCAAACUGGGAAAUGCAGUCCUUACGGAGCUCUGGUAUAAAUAAGAGAAUUUCAGUGCAGCCGUUGAACUUGUUUGGAGUACUGGUCAAGAAGAAAAAACUUGUCAAUAAAAUUUUUGCCAAGGGUGUAGCAGUAAAGGAAACAUCAAACAAUGCUCCUAGGAUAAAGUACGAUGUUUUUGUUAGCUUUAGAGGAAAGGACAUCCGCGACAAUUUUCUUAGCCAUUUGAUUGAGGCUUUCCCUCGGAAGCAAAUAUAUGCCUUUGUUGAUGAUAAACUUGAGAGAGGAGAUGAAAUAUCACUAUCACUUCUGGAAGCAAUUGAAGGAUCAUUCAUUUCAUUGAUCAUAUUCUCUGAAGACUAUGCUUCUUCACGCUGGUGUUUGGAAGAACUUGUGAAAAUAGUUGAGUGCAGGGAAAAGUAUGGACAGAUUAUUAUACCAGUGUUCUACAAUAUAGAUCCCACAAAUGUUCGGCAUCAAAAGGGGAGUUAUGAAAAUGCACUGGCUGAACAUGAAAAAAAGUACGGUUUGUCCAAGGUGCAAAUGUGGAGACAUGCUCUAACCAAUUCUGCUAAUUUAUCAGGAAUUAAUUCAACAACUUUUCGGAAUGAUGCUGAGCUGCUCGAAGAUAUUAUCAAUCAUGUGUUGAAAAGGUUGAGUAACCAACCAUAUAACUCAAAGGGUCUUAUUGGAACUGGCAAACCAAUUGCACAUUUAGAAUCUUUGUUAUGUCAAGAUUCGAAAGAUGUUCGUGUUAUUGGAAUUUGGGGUAUGGGCGGUAUCGGCAAGACAACUAUUGCAGAAGAAUUGUUUAACAAAAUGUGUUUUGAAUUUGAAGGAUGUUGUUUUUUAGCAAAGGUAAGGGAAGAAUCAGAAAGGUAUAGCUUAAUUUAUUUACAAAAAAAACUUUUCUCUACACUGUUAGCAGAAGAAGUGAAAAUUGAGUCGUUCAACUAUAUCAAGAGAAGGAUAAGUCGCAUGAAGGUUCUUAUUGUUCUUGAUGACGUGAACGAUUCUGAUCAAAUAGAAAAAUUAUUUGGAAGUCUUGAUUGGUUUGGAUCAGGGAGUAGAAUAAUAAUAACAACUAGAGAUAAGCAAGUGCUCAACAAAGUUGAUGAUAUAUACGAGGUUGGCAUCUUGAGUUCUAGUGAAGCACUUGAACUUUUCAAUUUAAAUGCCUUUAGCCAAAAUCAUCUUGAAAUGGAGUAUUAUGAGCUCUCAAAGAGAGUUAUCAAUUACGCCAAAGGCAUUCCCUUAGUUCUUAAAGUUUUAGGCAAUCUUCUUCGUGGAAAGGAUAAGGAAGUAUGGGAAAGUCAGCUAGACAAACUUAAAAAGAUGCCAAGUAAAAAAGUUCAUGAUAUAAUGAAACUAAGUUAUGAUGAUCUAGAUCGCAAAGAGCAAAAGAUUUUCUUAGAUCUUGCAUAUUAUGAAAGUGAUAAUUCAGUAGUUAUUGGGUUAGAAAGACUGAAAGAUAAAGCUCUUAUAACUAUUUCUAAGGAUAAUAUUGUAUCCAUGCAUGAUAUUGUCCAAGAAAUGGGUUGGGAGAUUGUUCGUCAAGAGUCUAGUGAAGAUCUUGGAAGCUGUAGCCGAUUAUGGGAUCCUGAUGACAUUUAUGAAGUUCUGAAAAAUGACAAGGGAACAAGGGCCAUUAGAAGCAUAAAGACACACUUGUCAACAAUUAAAAAGCUGACAUUAAGCCCUCACAUAUUUGCUAAGAUGAGCCAACUGCAAUUUUUGGAUUUGCACAGCAGCGAAUAUGAUCAAGACUGCUUGGAUCUUCUUCCUCAAGGGUUUCAAUAUUUGUCAAGUGAUAUAAGAUAUCUUCAUUGGAUGCAUUACCCUCUGAAAUCCCUGCCAGAUAAAUUUUCUGCAAAAAAUCUCGUUGUAUUGGAUAUGUCAUAUAGCCAAGUGGAAAAGCUUUGGGAUGGAGUGCAGAAUCUGGUGAACUUAAAAGAAGUUAAACUCAAUAAUUGCAAAUUCCUGAAGGAGCUACCAAACUUUACAGAGGCCGCUAAUCUUGAAAUACUGGAUCUCAGUUGUUGUGGUGAGUUGACUAGUGUGAAUCCCUCUAUUUUCUCUCUCAACAAGCUUCAGAAAUUGGACUUAAGUCUUUGUUUUUCCCUUACCAAACUUACAAGUGAUACCCAUUUAACCUCCCUCCGUUAUCUUAAUCUUGAAUACUGUGAAAAACUACAAGAAUUCUCAGUAACAUCAGAGAAUAUGAUAGAACUACGUUUUGUUGGCAUUCACAUCAAUGCAUUGCCUUCAUCUUUUGAACGUCAAAGCAAGCUAGAAGUCCUAGUUUUAGGAGCUAGUGAGAUUGAGAGCUUGCCUUCAUGUAUAAAAAAUUUUACUAGACUGCGAUAUCUAGACCUAAGGUAUUGCUCAAUGCUUCAGACUCUACCAGAGCUUCCCCCAUCCCUUGAAACUCUGCUUGCUGAAAGGUGCAGAUCACUGAAGACAGUAUUGUUCCCUUCAACAGCAGUUGAUCAAUUGAAAGAAAACAGAAGAAAGAUAGAGUUCUGGAAUUGCUUGUACUUGGAUAAACAUUCUCUCCUGGCUAUUGGGUUGAAUGUGCAAAUCAAUGUGAUGAAAUUUGCAUAUCAACAUUUACCCUCACCAGAACUUGAUUAUGCAGAAAAUUAUGAUGAUUACAAAGAUAAGUAUGAUUCUUAUCAAGCAAAGUACGUGUAUCCAGGAAGCAGGGUUCCAGAGUGGUUGGAAUAUAAGACAACAAAGGAUUAUAUAUUAAUUGAUCUCUCUUCUGCUCAACUUCUGCCUCAGUUGGGUUUCAUCUUCUGUUUCAUUGUUUCUGAAGACUCGGAAUAUGGUGAGAAAUUGGAAUUUGACAUUACUAUAAGUGAUGCUGAGAGUGACGGUAAAAAGGACAGCGUUAGUAUGUACAUGACAAGGUCAUUUUUCAGAAUUGCAUCAGAUCAUGUGUGUGUGAUGUAUGACCAACGAUGUUCUCACUACCUAAAUAGCAAGGCCAAAACCAUGACAAGGCUUAAAAUCAAGGUUGCAGCAAGGGCAGAACCCAAUGAUUUAAGACAUGAGCCCGAGGUGGUGUUAAAAGGGUUUGGAGUCAGCCCAAUAAACACCUCAACAUAUCACAGUUUUGUUCAGCAAGUGGAAUUCAUUGAUUAUAUGAACAAAUGGAACCGGGUGGUGCUUAUUAUCAUCCUAUGUAUUUCCUUUAUGAAGUUAAAGAUAAAUAAUUUGAUCUAG